Molecule: messenger RNA, 3032 nt
Organism: Dermacentor silvarum
Lineage: Eukaryota; Metazoa; Arthropoda; Arachnida; Ixodida; Ixodidae
Product: beta-1,4-glucuronyltransferase 1
Exons: 3
Coding region: 1438-2922 (494 amino acids)
Source: RefSeq, a predicted model, not a curated record
GCGGCGCCGUGCACGCACGGCCGACGGGACCGACGCAGCAGCAGCAGACAUAUCGACACGGCGGUUCCGGAAGAAAAGUUUCCGUCACACAUCCGCCCUCCAUAGUCGCCGCUGCCUCCGCUUCGCGUCGGUUAGCUCGACAUUUCAUCCGUGACACAGGCGACGUGGUGCUGUGGUUUGGCUGUGCAGUGGUUACGUCUGGUUGCUUAGACACCUCCGCUCCUUCGCAACAUCGUGCAUGCGUACGACGGCUUGGUCAAGGCCAAGAUCUGAAAGAGAACAAAAAACAAAAAAGGAAAGAGUCCUCAGAGGCAGCUAAAAACGGAAGAAAGAGAAGUAAGGAGGGGCGUCGCGCGUGAGUACGCGUUCUAGGUACUGCCCGAACCCGGCCACCGGAACUGGCAAAAUCGUCUGGAAGCUCGCAGGGAAACGACGCCGCAGUAGCAGACUGACAAGCGAUAGCAGUCGACGCCGCCGGCACGUCUCAGCGCUCCCACCCCCCGGCACGACCCUCAGCAACGAAGAGCAGAAGCGCGACACUUGUCACCAAGUCGCAGCGGCGGCUGUUAGAGAAACUGAUCGUCAACGAGCCUGCUUUCCUUAAGUCUUCAGCUUCAGAGAGAAAUGUAUGGCGUCUGUUUCGACGAUGCGGGAGGCCGGCUGCGGAAAGCGAGAAAGUGACGGGCAUAGCCUUCCCCACACCGCCGCGGCAAGGCAGGGCCCCGUGGUGGUGCUGCGCGUCUGCUGCGAUGCCGUCGUGAUGCUGUUCCCCGUUGUGUGUGUGAGUCAGUUGUGCUGAAGCAGUGAAAAGGGAGCUCCGUUGCGCGCCGGCGCGGCUACGCCGCCACGCGGCUCCCGCUUGAGCCGCCCUCUCGGUUGUGCGCUCGCUUCUCGGCUGUCACUUGGCGGAGACGAGUGAGCCGGCGCGGAGGAACGACGAGCACGUGGCUCCGUGGCGUCUCGAAUUUAGCCGACCCGCAACAACAGAAGGAAGCGGUCGCUUGUCUACUCGCCCGCCGUUCACGGACAGGAUACUCGGGAAGACGCCCGGCUCCAACUCGGCGCGCGCUUCCUCGUCCACUCCGGCCUGCUCAUCACUCGGCGCCUUGAACGUGCAUUUUGGCUUGACCAUUUCCAAGUGCGAGAUGGAGGCGGCGUCACAAUCGCGGCCCCGCUUCGAAGCCCGAAGACACUACGAGGGUCUUGAGCUAACUGCAGGAACAAGGCAUCCGUGGUGCUCUGUCGAACACGUGACAGUUCAAGUUUUCGUAUCUAGAUAUUAAUCCCGAUGUUUCCUUCGUCGGGAGGUGCUUUACGCGGCGCAUACGUCACCACUUCAACGUACACGUCUCCGGGCUGAACGAUGACGUAAGCGAGUUCAGUGCUUCAAUUUGUGCCCGUCGAAAGGACUGUUGCCGCUGUUGGAAAACAUCGGCGAUGGCGGGCUCCAACAGACCCGAGCUCCGCCUCGCAUACCGCAUCUUCGUCAUGGUCAACAUUCUGCUCGCCGUGUACAACAUGAUAUGCUUCCAGAUGCCCCGCACCGACGUCAAGCCCUGCGUGCUCGUCGUCGCCAAUCACUCGCAGCAGGAAGCCGCGGAUUUCGCUGCUAAGAUUUCGCAGCCUCCCCCGCCGCUACCGCCACCCCAGUCACAGCCGGUCAAAGCUGCUGGCCCGACGAGCGUCGUCGAAAAACCCCAGUUCCAGAACAGGCAACCCCUCCAGUCAAAGCUAGCCACUACCCGCGCGCCGUACGCAGCGAGUCGCAGUCGGAUCAGCAACAACAACGCCGGCAGCAACGGGAUCAACUCCACGCCAAAGAGAGAAGCGCCGGCGGCGACGACGGCCAAGUACGUCAUCCAGGAGGACUUGAUACUCUCUGACGUUUCGGUGCCGUUCGACGCCAGCGUCACCCUCACGACGCAGGCGACUCACGAAUUCCUACAGCACGUUCCGGUGCUGUGCUCCCGAUGGCAAGGGCCCAUCUCUGUGGCCGUAUACGCUCCGGGCACCGACUACGCAGUGGCGCUGGACAAGAUCGCCUACCUGCGCCACUGCGACGACCCGUGCGUGAGCGCGAACGUGUCGUGGCACAUGGUGUUUGACAGGGACCGCGCGCCGCCGGCGGCAGUCGUGGUGGACUCGUCUUCUUCCGCGGUCUUUCUCCAGUCCUGGAACGGUUCGUGCGCCUCGGACGUGAUGGGGCGCGAGUACCCGCAGUUCCGCAAGGCGCACAAGAUGACCUACCCGAUCAACGUGCUUCGGAACGUCGCGCGGCGCCGGUCGCGCACGCGAUACAUUCUGGCCUCCGACAUCGAGCUGUACCCGAGCGCCAACGUGAUUCCGCGCUUCCUGAACCUUGUGGCCGAGCGCUGGCGUCGCAACGCCACGGAAGCCAGGGCGCCCCAGGUGUUCGUGCUGCCCAUCUUCGAGGUGCAAGCCAAGCAGCGGCCGCCCCUGACCAAGCGAGUCCUGGUCGAGAUGUUGCGCAACAAGACGGCCAUAUUCUUCCACAAGUGGGUCUGCGACCAGUGCCAGAAGUUCCCCAAGCGAGAGGAGUGGAUCGAGUACGUCCCGGCCGAUGACGACACGUUGGGCAUACUCACCACGACCAAGCGCGACCGCACCAAGCGCUCCUGGGAGCCCAUCUACAUCGGCACCAACGACGAUCCCUUCUACGGCGAAGAGCUCACCUGGGAGGGCAAGAGGGACAAGAUGUCACAGAGCUACGAGCUGUGUCUACGCGGCUACGACUUCCACAUCCUGGACAACGCCUUUCUGGUGCACGCGCCCGGCAUCAAGACCAUCAUCGCCAGUGAGGAGCGGCGCAGGGUGCCCUUCGUGAAAGUGAACAAUGCGCACCACGCGCGAAUCAUGAACAGCCUCAAGUCUCGGUACCCGGCGCUUGCCAAGGACUGUUAGGAACCCCGUUAAGUGCGUGUGUGCUUGCGUGCCUGUGAGUGCUUGAGAAGCCCGUGUAAUAUAUACAAAUGUGUAUUAUAUAAAGCGCCUCCGCCCGUGUUUUACUCGCA